ACUCUCUCAUUCUCUCACCUAAACAACGCUGUUUCUUUUUCUGCCUCUCUUUUUCUCAUGCAUAGUACUGCCUUUACCAAAUCUACACGCCAUCACCUAUUCCACUUCCUAGAAAUUUCCUGCUUUUCUACCUUAUAUACCGACCCCCAGACCCUUUCUUACAUAUAGUAUCGUUUAAGAAUCAAUACAUAAUUAAUUCCUGUAUUCAGAGUUAGAGGAAAUGGAGAAUGGAAAUCAGUCGUCCUUCUGGCAAUUUAGUGAUGAUAUUCGGCUUGAAGGAAGCAAUUUGGCGAGUCUUUCUUUGAAUGACUCAAUUUGGAGCACCAACUAUUCUACGAAACGCCCCGCUGAGCAGAGGCGGAAUUUCGACGUAAGGGUUGGUCCUAGUGAGGUUAAUAACUCUUUCAAUUCAAUCAACCCAGUUGAUAAUUCCAAGUCUGAUUUCAAUAGUUUCAAUUUUGGGUUCAACAACGAUGGAUUGAAAGCUGGGUUGAAAGGUAAUAAUAGUUCUGGGUAUGGUCCUGUUGGUUUGAACAGUAAGAUCAAUUCUUUGAAUUCAAUUAACUCAUCCUUCAACAACCCAGUUGAUGAUUCCAAGUCAGGUUUCAAUGGCUUCAAUUUUGGGUUCAGCAACGAUGGAUGGAAGGCUGGGUUAAAUAGUAAUAAUACUAAUUCUGGGAACGGAUCCGUCGGGUUGAACGGUGGAUUCAACAAAGGAGUCUACUCUACCACUUCUCUGAAUUUUAACAGUUACAGUAAGGGUAAGAAUCUUAACAAUGUUCUGGCGAACGGGAGGGUAGAGAAAAGUAGUAAAAAUGAAGAUGGACAUGGGUAUGGAGGGAAUAAAAGUGGAAAGAAGAAUAAGAAUAAUAAGGAGAGCACUAAUAACAGUAAUGGUGAAAACAAGAGUGCUUCUGAUAAGAGGUUCAAGACUUUGCCGCCCUCAGAAUCUCUCCCUAGAAAUGAAACAGUUGGCGGGUAUAUCUUCGUGUGCAACAACGAUACGAUGCAAGAGAAUCUCAAGAGACAGCUCUUUGGCUUGCCUCCCCGUUAUCGAGAUUCAGUCCGAGCAAUUACUCCGGGAUUACCUCUCUUUCUCUACAACUAUUCGACUCACCAACUUCAUGGAGUUUUCGAGGCUGCGAGUUUUGGUGGCACGAAUAUCGACCCAACAGCUUGGGAAGACAAGAAAUACUCUGGUGAAUCACGCUUCCCUGCUCAGGUGCGUGUGAUUACAAGAAAAGUCUGCGAGCCUUUGGAAGAAGACUCUUUUAGGCCAAUUCUUCACCACUAUGAUGGUCCUAAGUUUCGUCUCGAAUUAAAUGUCCCCGAGGCGAUCUCGCUUUUGGAUAUUUUUGUAGAAGACAAACCUUCGAGCGUUUGAGGAACGAGAGCUCGGUAGUCUGUAUACACUCAUUAUACAACACAAUGAAGGAACUAUGAGGAAAGAAUGAAUAUACAGUUGUAAGUUUGAAGCACAAUGGAGUUAUACAAGUAAAGAAUAGGCAAUUAUCAUCUGUAAAUAUGAACUAUGGAAUGUAAUAAGACUUCUAUGAAGAGUUUAAUACUUCCUUUUUUGUAAUAAAUAUAGCAAGCUCAAAGAUUAUUAUUUAUAAAUAAUCAAAAGCUGAUUUUAGCUUAUUGGGUUGGCAUGUUGCAAAUUUGAGGUAGCAUGAGAAUUUUCCAUCAUAUUGUUUUGUCCUUCGUCCCCCUUGAAAGUCAAAAAUCUUGGGUGUCCAUAUUUACCUCAGUCGUGCUACAUAAACAUCAAUGUUCACGUAA
Molecule: messenger RNA, 1782 nt
Organism: Olea europaea var. sylvestris
Lineage: Eukaryota; Viridiplantae; Streptophyta; Magnoliopsida; Lamiales; Oleaceae
Product: B2 protein-like
Exons: 5
Coding region: 221-1384 (387 amino acids)
Biological process (GO): response to endoplasmic reticulum stress
Source: RefSeq, a predicted model, not a curated record